AAGUUUACGAGAUUUAAACAUUUCAGGAAAUUCUCUUACUGGUAGCAUUCCUCCUUCAAUUGGUGAUAUGAAUGUGUUGGAGUCUUUAGACUUAUCUCACAAUAACUUAUCUGGUGGAAUACCUGAGAAGUUAACCAUGGGUUGCUCAUCAUUGAGGCUCCUUAUUCUAUCAAACAACAACCUACAAGGCCAGAUUUUCUAUGGGAAAUUUAGCUUAUUCCUCUUGGAUGAAUUACAGUUGAAUGACAAUCACUUUUCUGGAAGUAUCCCAAAAGUUUUAUCUAAUUGCUCCUCUCUGUAUUUAAUAGAUUUUAGCAACAACAAUCUCUCUGGAAGGAUCCCAAGCUCGAUGGGUAAUAUUUCAACCUUGGAAGAAAUUAUCAUGCCCAAUAAUGGUCUUGAAGGUCCAAUUCCUAUUGACUUUUGUCAGCUUCUAUAUCUUUUAAUUCUAGACCUUUCAAAUAACAAUAUUUCGGGGAGUCUACCAGCUUGUUUCAACCCAAGUAUGAUAAAUCAUGUUCAUUUAUCCAAAAACAGGCUAGAAGGAUCACUGACAACACAGUUUUGUAACAGCUCUUCUCUAAUAACGCUAGAUCUUAGUGACAACCAGUUAAGUGGUAACAUCCCAAAUUACAUCAAUAUGCUUGGUAAGUUGAGUUAUCUUAUCUUGAAGAACAAUAAUCUUGAAGGUAAUAUCCCAAUUCAACUAUGCGAGUUGCGGAGAUUGUGCUUGAUUGAUCUAUCUCAGAACCAUCUUUCUGGCCAUAUACCCUCUUGCCUAGAUAUUACUACUUUUGAUGAGUCAUACAAUGUUGGUCCAUCUCUUGUUCGUGGUAGUAAUGCAUCUCUUGUUCGUGGUAGUAAUGCAUCUCUUGUUCCUACAAAAGAACCAGUGCACUUCACAACAAAGAAUGUGUCAUAUUCUUACGAGGGAACACUUCUUACCUACAUGUCUGGAAUUGACCUGUCCUGCAACAAACUGACCGGUGAAAUUCCUUAUGCAAUAGGACAGCUUAGUAAGAUUCAUGUCCUAAACCUGUCUCAUAAUUUCUUGGUUGGUCAAAUUCCAUCUACAUUUUCUAUCCUUGAGCAAAUCGAGAGCUUGGAUCUUUCCUACAACAAUUUGAGUGGGAAAAUUCCUCCCCAACUUGUUCAGCUGCAUUACUUAUCUACCUUUAGGGUGGCAUACAACAACCUAUCAGGCGAGACACCGAAAAGGGUCGGACAAUUUGGAACAUUUGAUGAACGUUGUUAUGAGGGUAAUCCUCUGCUUUGUGGGGAGCCAAUGAAAAGUUGCAGAGCAACAAGUCCACCAUUGAUCCCAGAAAGUCCAACCCCAGGUAGAGAAGAUGAUGGUUUCAUCGAUAUGGGUGUCUUCUAUGUGAGUUUAAUUGUGUCUUACAUAAUGAUGCUCAUAACUAUUGCUGCAGUUCUCUACAUAAAUCCUUAUUGGCGACGGGCAUGGUUCUAUUACGUUGAGAUGUGCUUCAUUUCUAGCUAUUAUUUUAUAGUAGAUCAUCUUCCCAAGCAAUUUCAUUAAAGAAUGUAUCCAGAUUAUAGGUGUCCUUUCUAUAUAUAUUCUUUCUUAUUUUCCUGUUCGGAAUUGCAAUCAGAAGUCAUAGAUAUAUAUGCUCUUUCAAGUAAUUAAAACUAGCGAGCAGAG
Rubroshorea leprosula is the source of this 1663-nucleotide messenger RNA. Lineage: Eukaryota; Viridiplantae; Streptophyta; Magnoliopsida; Malvales; Dipterocarpaceae. The record is from the annotation of a GenBank genome assembly.